Molecule: messenger RNA, 1640 nt
Organism: Amphimedon queenslandica
Lineage: Eukaryota; Metazoa; Porifera; Demospongiae; Haplosclerida; Niphatidae
Exons: 10
Coding region: 47-1447 (466 amino acids)
Source: RefSeq, a predicted model, not a curated record
AUCGGCUGUAGAACACACUACCUUGGAUAUAUAUUAUACACAAGACAUGGCAACUAUAGAAUACAAUAUACCUGUCGAAAUUGAGUGCACUGGUGAAGCUCCUGAAAAUGCUACAGUUACUAUACUGUGUAAUGGAACUGGUGUUGUAUAUGAUAAUACUACAGAAGUAAAAUAUGAAAAAAAACCUAGAAAUAUAACAGGAUUAAUAUCAGUGCCUCAGUAUCUACAGUGUAACCUCAGAGUAACAUUUAGUAAUGAGGCUGGUAGUAGUGAACCAUUUAUACUAACAAUUGAUACAACUCCUCCUCGUCCUCCAUAUGUUACUUCAUCACUUCCUAUAGUUUCUAUAACACCCACUUCAGGACCAACAUACACUAGCUCAUCAUCUCCAACAGUUUCUGUAACACCGAUCGUAGGACCAGCAUCAGACCCUUUAACAAUGACAACAGGAGCUAUUAUUGGUAUUGCUAGUGGCUGCUUUGUUGUUGUAGUUACUUUAGUGCUAUUGUUAAUAGGAGUGGUUGUAAAUUGUGGAAAAAAUAUUGGUGCUGCAAUAAAACUGAUUAAAGUUACAAAACAAAGAGAUGAAAAUGGUAUAACACAGGAAAAUGUAGCACAUGAUGGUGGUAAUGAUGUACAUGUACAAGUACUGGAUAAUGCUGCUGGUCAAUAUGGUGGUCAAGGUCAAGGAGAAGUUGUACCGAAUGGUGAAGGGCAAGAUGAAGUACAAGAAGUGUUACAGAAUCCUUUGGCACUGGCAGAACUAAAAGAUGUAGUGCAGGGCGAUAAAACAAAGAAAAAUGCUGUAAGACAGGAGCAGGGAGAUGGUUCUGUGGAGCAAGGGAUUGUUAGAACUGAAGCAUUGGUAAAUAACGCUGACACUGCUACACCACUAGCACAGGAUCCUGUACCUGAGCCAAAAGAAGUAGCACAGACUGAUAUGAUAGAGAAACAGACUCCUAGAAAACAGGAUGAAAAUACUAAGUCAAAGUCAAAUGAUAAAGAAAUUGAAAGUGCUGAUAAUGCUAGAGAUAGUAAGAAACCAACCAAAGAUAAAUAUCAUAAAGAUACAUAUCAUCUUAAGCGUCAAUUACUUGAUCCAAGUACAUGUAGUAGUGUACCAGAGCCUAACGCUGAUCAAUCAGAGUAUAAUGCAUAUUAUGAUGAGCCAAUUGUGACUGGUGAGACAGAGACUUCUGAUAAUGACCAGCAGCUACCAAGGCAAUUUGUAACAAUUUCUAUACCUCGGCCAACUGCUGGUGAUCAUGCUUCUGCUAUUAUUUCUGGUACUCUUUAUAAGGAUAUUUUAGUUCCUGUUUUACCUAUGCCACAAACUUCACCUCAAGAAAUUCCAUCUUUGAGGCAAAUAGCCCAACCUAACCCUCAAAUAAAUGAAGAAAACAAAGACUUCCAAUCUGAACCUUUUGAUGAUUCGACUAUCCUUUAGAAAAGUUUUUAACAUCUUGCUUUUGAAUUUAAUGGUUGGUAUAUUGGUCUAAUUAUUUUUAUAAUUAUUUCAAUAUUUUUUAGUUUACUAUAUUGACAGUAUAUCUGUCUUUAAUUAUUGAUAAUUUGUAUAUUAAAUGAUGAUUAAAUCUUUUGUAUUUUGAUAGCAUUUCUGUCAUCAGCUUUCUAUUCAA